GCAUAUUUCAUACCGGAACUGACACGUGUAGGCCUGGCAGCUUCUUGCAGAACCGCGUGACGAGGCGGAGCUGAUUAAAGAAAAUGGACGAUAAAAGGGAGCCUCGACUAUAUUUAUCACGAGCGGCGGUGUCUCACGGGACAAACAGAGGCGAAGGAGCUACAGGGAAGCCAGCACACACCACACAGCACGCACCAAAACAGCCACAGCACACACAACAACCCACAAUGCAUGAUACGAAAGGCAGAGAAAGAAACUUGUAUAAUGCACACGAAAUUCACACACAGGCUACAAUAAUACCUACACAAUAUACACACAACGCAGCAAACAAGCCACAACUCACAGGACAUGCAGCAACACCGAUGCAAUCGACGCAUUACAGUUUGAAAACAACACAACUCAACCUAAAACCAGAGAACUUUCAGCAAAAACUAAACAAGUCUACACAGAUGCCCGAAAAUCUAAAAUACAGACGACAGAAGUCAACACAGACGGCAAAACGGAACCUAGCGAAGACUACAAAAUCUACGCAAGUGCCACAAAACUAUUUUCAACUACAGAAAUCUACACAGACGCCAGAAAACGCAAAACAAAAACUGGUAGCAACGUGUACUCAGAUGAAAAUACAGACACAGGUAACACAGACGUCAAAGCAUCCUAAAGAAAAACUAGAACAGUUACUACCAAUCCAAGCAGACCCAAAAGGAACAUUUGGGAAACUUGAAAAAGAAAAGCCUAUUUUCAAGAUACCAGAGGUUUCUGAAGAAACACUAAUAAGGCAUUUGGGAACGAUACUUGACCAUUCCAAAAAAGCAGAAGCUAGAAGAGAAAAAGAUGAGUCUUUGGAAGAGGUACAGAAGCCUUUGAGAAACAAGACACAAGAGCACACAAAAGAAACAGCUCACCCUUUCAAAAGCCUGCACUCUACCUACUCAUUAAAUGAGCCAGACCCUUCAGAAGAUGCAGUGCAAGUUACAGGAUUCAUAAGACCAAGACUUUUAGAACAGAGAGCAAAAUAUUUACGAGAGGAACGGCAUCCACUCAAGAUCCUAGUUCAUAGCAUGGAGAAGCAAACACUUAAACCACCACAGCCUACUGAGCGAAAGCCGAAGUUACUGCAGGUUAUACAGUACAUACUACAUUCCACCAAAUACACAUUCAGACCUCCACAGCCUAUAUCCCACAAACCCAAGCCACUGCAACUGCACCCUUGGCAAAAUGUGUCGCAAACCACACAGCCAAGGCAACAGACCCAGAACCAAGCAAGCCCUUUGCAGAACAAAGCUGAGGCAGACCAGCAAACAAGAGAACCACAACCGCCAAUAGGAGUAGAGAAAGAUAGGCUAACUCUGCUUAUGGAGGGUAUUUAUGGGGCAAGGGGGGUAGAGACAUGUACUGAAGAUGAAGAUAUGAUGGCUUUCUUAACACCGACAUCUAGCAGAGAGGUCAAAGAUAUUGUAACUUUAACUAUGAUGGGAAAUGAUGAGUGUAAAGAGAUUGUGACAAAUGAGAGACAAUCUGAACAUGAGGGAAAUCCAGCUAGACCUGAAGAGAACCUAACUGGAGCUGUGAUGGGGAAACAAUCUGAACCUAAGAAAGAACCCAUAAAACUGAAGGGAAUAUUGAAGAAGCCUAAGGAGGAAACUGAGCCUGAGGGAAAGAACCUGAUUAAACCCAAGGAAAUAGUUAUGAGGAAGGAACCUGAAUCUAUGAAAGAAUCUAUUAAACUCCAGGGAAUAUUAAAGAAGCCCAAGGAGAAGGAAACUGAACCUGAGGAUGAAAUAACGGUGUCUAAGGAACAGCCAAGAAAGGUAAUAUCAAAGAAUAAAGUAGAACAAAAAAAUAAUAAUGAAAAUUUGAUUGAGCCUGAGAUAAAAGUAAUAAUGCCAAAAGGAAAAGAACUAUCAAAGAUUUCAAUGCAUCCUAAACCAAACUUGCUUUCAGAUUCAUCCACAGUGUCUCCUAAGAAAGUAAGACCCCAGUGCACCUCAAGAGUAAUGGAUCUGGAAAAGGAAAUGUCUACUGAGGAAACAACAUUCAUCAAAAUAACACUGACAGAAAAGCCUAAAUGUCAAGAGAAUGAAAGAAGAGAGAUGCCACCCGUCUCAUUCUCCAAGAUAACACCGACAGAAAACCCUGUGUGUGAAAAGGAUGAAGGAGAGAUGCCAUCAGUCUUAUUCUCCAAGAUGAUACAGACAGAAAAUCCUGUGUAUGAAGAGGACGAAGAAGAGAUCCCACCUGUCUCACCAGUCUCAUUAUCCAAGAUGACACAGACAGAAAGCCCAACAUGUCAAGAGGAUGGGAUAGGAAGAAUACCACCAAUCUCAUCUGCCACUAUAGUUACACACAUAGACUUCAAUGAUCCACACCCUCUUACAUCUCUUCCACAAGAAUCUCAGGCUUUGGAGACACAGCUGGAUUCACCCUUGUUGGAGAUCCUUGACUCUGAUCCACAAAGCAUCAAUGAGAGUGAUGUUUUGUACUGUCAUCAAAGAGAAACUGAGUCACGGGAUAGUGCAAGACAUGAUCAGGAGACUAGUUCCCCAACAUCAGAUCCCAAUGAUUGUACAACAGGGGAGCUGAGUGAUGAUACAAGUGCCUACCUUACAGAUGACCAAGAAUCUUCAGCCACGUCACAAUACUCAUCACCUGGCCAGCAGGACAGCAAAGAUUACAAGCUGGAUAAGUCCUGGUUUCGAAUGUAUCAAUAUUUUAGACGCAAGAACAAACUCGAGGAAUUGUACAAAAAAAUGAAGAUAGUUCAGCUCCAGCUCACCAAGCAGGCCAAGAGGCUUCAAAAGACAGUGAAUGUGCCUGGGAACAAAGAGGAUUUGACACACCAAGUACAAAAUUUGAAUCAGCAAAUGGAGUCUGAGAAAGUCAAUCUGAGAGCAGCCAUGGAUGAAGAAAAGAAACAUAGAAAAUGCUGUGAAGAAUUAUCCAAUAAUCUGCAGGGCAUCAAGAAAGAGAGGAAAAAGCUCCUCUCAGAUAGGGAGUUGUUGCAAAAAGAGAUUAACCUUACCCAGCAGGAAAAAUUUAAUCUGGAUGCACGCAAGUGUUACCAGCAGUCCUUGCCCACCUCAAGGCAGGAGCAGAAGGGUGAAUACCUCAAGAGGUAUGAACAUGACCUCACCCUCAGGGUCAGCAAGGCAGAUGAAGCCGUGGAAUCCAACCGAAGGGAAAUAUACAACAUGGAGAGAAAUCAUGAUGUACUGGACGCCAAGAGAAGGGAGAGCCGGCGCACCAUCAAGGCAAUCUCCUGCAAGAUGAUAAACAUCAAGAAAAAACAGCACCAACUUGUGGAACUUCACAACAACAUUCUGACUGCGAAGACAAACACCCACAAGAUCAAGAGAUUUAGAGCUCAUGCCAAGAACAUCAAGCAACAGGUCUCCAGGCUCAAGGAGGUCAUCAGCACAUUGCAGAAGGUGCCAUCUGACAAGUGCCACCACAUUCCAACACUGGCAGCAGCACUUCCAGAUAUACAGAAACAAACAAUAUCCUGGAUGGUGACUGAGCAGAGCCAAUGCCAGGAAUCCAAGGAGCAAGAGGACCUCUCUGGGCACCACCUGCUAGUAGCCUCUGACAUGUGGAGGGUCUCUACCUUCCAGUCAAAACACAGGCCUCAGAAGACCUCAACAAAAUCAUGGACAGUGGAGCUGAGGGAUGCAGCUCCAAGAUACGUGGUGAUCCGAGUUGACAGGAAUGAUGUGUGGGCCGUGACUGACAACACAGGAAAAAGCAGAUUUGAAUAA
Molecule: messenger RNA, 3755 nt
Organism: Scylla paramamosain (green mud crab)
Lineage: Eukaryota; Metazoa; Arthropoda; Malacostraca; Decapoda; Portunidae
Product: titin-like
Exons: 2
Coding region: 84-3755 (1223 amino acids)
Source: RefSeq, a predicted model, not a curated record